UGAUCUGCUGCGAUAUAGUUAUCGGCGCUGUCGUAUGCGCUCGUGUAGCUGACCAUGACUUCGAACCAAGCGCAACAGACGACGACGCCGUAUAGACUGACAUCUCUGCCAGACAAGCAUGCUGUGGCUGCUGAAUACGCAGGCAAGCCGCUAACGGCACUCCGAACACCUGCCCUGGUAAUUGAUCGCGCCGUGUUCGCCGCCAACUGCGCAAGCAUGCAUCGGAAGGCGCAAGAAUGGGCUACGAGCUUCAGGGCGCAUGUCAAGUCGCACAAAACUGUCGAAGGAACAAGGUUGCAGUUGCGGACUGCAGUGGAUUCAACAUCGGCCGUGGUCGUAUCCACUUUGAUGGAGGCCUGGAAGAUACUCGAAUCGGGGCUCGUGGCCGAUGGAACAGUCACUGACAUCUUGUACGGUCUCCCCGUAGCGCCGAAUAAAAUCGCGGAUUUGGACGCAAUCAGAGGAACACUGGCGUCGAACGGGGCUGUAGUGCGAUUGCUGAUUGACCACACGGAUCAGAUAGAGCAUCUAGAGCGAUUCGAGUCUGCAAGGUCAUCGCCGGGAAGUUGGUCAGUGUUCGUCAAAGUCGACGCCGGGGGGAAACGGGCGGGCGUAAUUCCUGGUUCCGCGAGGUUCGAGACAGUCGUGCAGAAGGCGCUAUUCUCGCCGGCUAUCCAAGUUUACGGGUUCUACUGUCAUGCUGGGAACUCCUAUGCCUCAACAUCGCUCGACGAGGCUUCUAGCUUCUUGUCGUCUGAAGUAGAGGCUGUGAACACUGCCGCUGGUUUGGCGCUUGCUAUUCUUUCUGGAUCUCCAGGAGCGCAGCCUCGGACUGAUCCUUUCGUAUUGUCUGUUGGUUCAACACCAACGGCACAUGCAGCAUCCGCGGAGACGAAGGCGAAGCUAGAGGCAGUGUUGAAUGGAAGACUGGAGCUCCACGCAGGAAAUUAUCCCUUACUAGAUCUGCAACAGGUGCAUACCAGCCUAGUGGAUCACCCUCGGAUCGCACAGCGUGUGGUGACUACAGUGAUAUCGUAUUAUCCUGGCCGAGGCGAAGGAGGAGUCGACGAAGCACUUUGUGACGCCGGAGCCAUAGCGAUGAGCAAGGAUACGGGGCCGAGCGGCGGAUACGGCGAGGUCAUAGGCCUCCCGUGGAAGCUGGCGAAGGUGUCCCAGGAACAUGGUAUUCUCCGGCCGACAAGUUCAGGUGCGGAGCCACUGCAGAUUGGAAGCGUGGUGCAGGUUGUCGGACAGCAUGCUUGUCUCACCCUGGCGGCGUACCCAUGGUAUUACGUGGUUGACAGCGGCAUAGAAGGAGGAAAUGCAGUCGUGGAUGUUUGGGUUCCGUGGAAAGGGUGGUAGUCCCGGGUUGUCAAUGCUUGUGAGAUGUAAAUAAUUUGAAGUCACCAAGAAAAUCGAGACGAC
Punctularia strigosozonata HHB-11173 SS5 is the source of this 1425-nucleotide messenger RNA. RefSeq lists its product as uncharacterized. The transcript is spliced from 5 exons. Gene Ontology annotation, biological process: D-serine catabolic process. Gene Ontology annotation, molecular function: D-serine ammonia-lyase activity. Bases 55 to 1362 code for a protein of 435 amino acids. NCBI's taxonomy places the organism in Eukaryota, Fungi, Basidiomycota, Agaricomycetes, Corticiales, Punctulariaceae. The record is from RefSeq and is a predicted model, not a curated record.